Messenger RNA from Amoebophrya sp. A25, 12533 nucleotides. The record is from the annotation of a GenBank genome assembly. NCBI's taxonomy places the organism in Eukaryota, Dinophyceae, Syndiniales, Amoebophryaceae.
AUAUUAUACAAGAGAAGUGGGCUAGAUUGGUUACGUAACACAUAAGAAAUUGUUUGUACAACACAUUGUUCGCACAGUCAGUAUCUAUUUCUGCCUUAUAGAAUCUAUCUACUUUACGUUUACUUAGGAUUAUAAGAUGCGCAGAGUCCUCUGGCUCGUCUGGGCCGGUGGCUCUUACGCCUCUCGAGGUCGAGAGCUGGGUGAUGACAGUGAUUCCUCCUCUUCCUCGGUAGAGGUGGCUGACGCUUAUGACCUGGAAAAAUGUACUCAUACUCACUUCUCAAAUCCUAUCCACUUUUGUAUGGGUCUGGUAUUUGGUAGCCUGAAUUUGAUCCCAAGGAUCCUCUUCAUGUUUUCCUUAUGAUCGAAAUCAGGCUACGAAAUACCAGAACCAUUCACCUUUUCCAGCACUACCACUAGCGACGUAAUUUCUUGAGAGUAUGAGUAUACUUUUUCCUGUCAUAACGGUCCACGUCCGGUUGCUCUGACGAGCCUGAAGUUCAACUACGGAACCCUUACGCCAGAAUGGGACCCGGCUGUGACGGAUUUCACCCUCAGCAUUCCAAAAUGCGACUACACGAAGGAGAAAUACUUCCCACUGAAAGCGACUAUGGAUGCGGGAGAAAACGGAGACAUCGCUUUUACUUUUGGGGAUAUCUCAGAUGUACUAUUAGGGGGAUAUGAAUUUUUUCAUGAGGAUGAGCAUGAAGAGCAUUCUGCAUAGGAAAUAAUAAUUUUUUUUAAUGAUGCGGGUGUUCUUGUGGUUGUCAGAGUAGCUCAUGUUAAGAUGUUGAGAGCGCUUCCCUAAUAGCAACACAAAUAGAGACUUGAUCGUGAAGACACAAUGAUCCCAUGAAAUACAACAUAAAUCAUUUACCUCGUCCUCCAGCAAUCCGGCGCUCACAUGCACGCUGUUUUUGGCGUUAUAGAGGGAAUCACGGAAGGCUUCGAGUCCAGGGACCUGACAAUUUCAGUUACCAGUGCCCUAGACUCUUCAGUGGGCUCUUCAGACUACACAAUUCAUGUCGUAGCAGACGCAGCAGAGCAAGACCCCGAUCACGAAGCGUGCCUCCUUACGGAGUAUCUAUUGACUUUCAAACUUCAGAAAUCGUGUGAUCAAUAGACUUAAAAAAAGUAGAAUUAGCAGAACAUCAUGAAGGGAAACAAGACUUAUCUGGUCGAUUCUAUUAUUUCAUAAACUUCACCUACAACACGAGGAUAGCGAGGACACUCACACACAAGCACAAUUCCAACAGGAUUCCGAUUACUUGCGACGUGGCGCAUGCAAAAUUAGAGCACGAUAUUUGUAAAUGCGAAGCGGGAUGGAUGGGCUCGUUGAGUUUCACAAAUGCCACAAAGGAAUGGCAUGGGAACUGCAUUUAUGGAUUUCUUUCAGAACUAGAUUUCACUGUACAUUAGACUCCUUUCCCUUUGUUCCCCGCAAGUGGCUGUAUUCUUUUAGAUAUGAAAACAACUUCAUUUGUACGGCUCUGGUAUUUUUGGUAUAGCCUGAGUUUGAUCCUAAGCAGGGUUCUCUUCUUGUUUUCCCUUAUGAUCAAACUCAGGUUACCAAAUACCGGAACCAUUCAUCAUUCUCAUUUCGCCCUGCUCUUGCUACGCCUCCCUUUCAUCUUCCGCGUGAGCCUCCGCGAGGUGCUUGGCCCUGUCAGGGCACUUUUCCGUUCACGUGCGGCCGUUGUCCAAGUGCGGAGGAGGCUUCUGAGUUGCUGGAUGACGUCACGGCUAGUUGCAAUAUCAUGCAAGAAGACGUCAGCCGUAUAAUCUGGCACACUCCAAAGUCGGGGUUUGAGACGGUAUUUUUAUAUAUGAGAGUUGUAAUUGUAGUAGUAGUUUACAUCUUCACGAUUGCAUGUUAUAAUGUUGGGGCAAGCAACGUGGUCAAUGAAUGUCUAUGGAGUAGAUGUGGAUGUCGCUUUGGCCGUCCUACGCCUACUAGCAAUUCCAAAUCAGGAGAACGAACCAGAGCCAUCCUAUCUUCCUGAUCUUCAUCUUUUGAUUUUAUCAGGUACAUCCUUUGCUGAAGGAGGCCAUCUGCGUGUCGCCCAUUUGCCGAUGGAGGGUUGAAUUGGCAGCGAAUAGCUUCGCAACCUGUCAGGCUAUAUGGCACGAUUAUUUUUCUAGUUCCGCCUUCUCCAGAAAGUAUCUGGUCACUACCCCUUCCUCCAUUAACUACUAUUCCAGUAUCCGUUCUUCACUGAUUCAUUUGUGACAAAAGCCCUCCCACCUAGAUGAGGGUUCAAAGACGAUCCCUACGCCAACGGUAGAGGCAACGUCAAGGAGAACGCUUUUCCACGUAACUCUGAAUUUCUUCAUACAUGAUGAUCGACGACAAAGACGUGCUCGUGCAUUGGCGUGACGCUGACUGGUCUUUGAUCACGGUGAAGCGCUUCCUAGACGUCUUCCAUAGCGCCAAGGAUGCCUGCCAUCUCGUUCGAGCCGCAACGAAUGUCUACAGCAGCGUUCAGUUAUGUUGAGAUUUCUGGAGCACUAAGUAAUAAAAGUAUGCGACAUCUUCUUCAACACGUCUGAGUAGACCACGCGUGCUAUUGAUCUACUUGUUCCAUGGAUCAACAUUUGUACAGCUUUCCCUGUGCUGCACCUCCAUUUUUCCAGCACAAAGAUGUGCGACCUUCCCAAAGAACCAACACGCCCUCCUUUUGUUCAUACCGAAUUUCCCAAAAGCUCCUCGUCACUGGCGUGGAUCUCCGAUCCGAUGUCACUAUCCGGGAAGCAGAAAACGCCUUCCGACAGGCCUUCAGUAAGGUCCUAUCUCACCCAUUCCGACGACUGGAUGUCGCCAUUGAGCCUGAAACGUGCAUAAAAGACCCAGUCUGCGACCACAACCAGUGCGGCUACGGGGAAUGCGUGCCGUGGACGGUACCUAAAAAUUUCAUGUUGCAUGUCCUCUGUCUGUUAUCCGGUACAUUUCUUUUGAAUAACCUCAAAUUCAAAAUUUCAUGUUGAAUGUCCUCUGUCUGUUAUCUAGUACAAGUUCAAGUUAAUAUUGUGAGUCAUGGACUUGUACUAGAGGUGGAGGUGGAAGUUCAAGAACUUCUUUUGCCCUCUGACACACCAGGCUCGCGAACCUUCGCAAAUGACGCUUUUCGAUGGGAGUUAUUCUAGCCGCCAUCCGAACCGUCUCGGCGAUUACGGAUAUAGGUGUUUGUGUAAUGAAUGUUUUGUGGAUAUGGCAAGGACAAGCUUACUCAUGCAGCUCAAGAAAUUAGGCAGAUUUUAAUUAGAAAUCUGCCUAUUCGAAAACUCAAAAUAAGCGAGUUACUGACCGAAAUAAGAGAGGCUUGACUACAUUCAUUCCUCUUCUUUCAGUAUCCCCCUUAAAUUUUCACUAGUUACUCGCUUAUUUCAGUUUAUCGAAUAAUUAGUUUGCAGAGAAUGAGUAAGUACACUUUUUCCUUUCAUCGUGGAGAAGAUUCAGGACGAUGGGAUUCGAACCUGCGUGCGCGAUGAAACCUGUAAACCCAAAAACUACUGCGAACCCAAUCCGUGUAAGUGCGGUGCCGAAUGCAUCCAAACUCCGGAAAGAGUCGCUCUGGGGGAACCGGGAUAUCAAUGUAAGCAUUUUUGAUUGAAACAAGAUUAUACAAGAAACAUAAAUAUACAAGAAGUAGCUAGGAGUUCUUAGAUGAGUCAGAGUGUCAUCGGACUCCAUAGCUAAUAGCGUGUAAUUGUCUUCGUCUCAUUAGAAGCUGUCUGGUAGCGCCAAUGUAGAAACAACGGGUCACCACCUUCACAGCUUCAACAUCAGAGAAAUCCGUAGAACUCAGAAGAGACCCAGGGAAGUCGGAGGUCCAACCCGAACCGACUAACAUCAUCGUCAGGAGUUGGCUGGUACCGAGAAAAUUCACAUCCUCGCGUCAAUUGACGGCAAGAACCAGAUGAAUUCCAACACCAAUCCCCUUUACCACCCACACCCCCCAACAAUAAGGUAAGUGCACUGGUUAUUUCACAGGAGAUCUUUGUGACACUCUUGAUUGCCCCAGUGGAUACACCAAGGAUGCGACAACGAUUAGUGCCGAUGUGUGCUCUGAGACCUGUGUUCCGAUGGAGGGAUCGAAUCCCUGCGACCCGAAUCCUUGUCAGCAUGGAGGAGCAUGCACUACGGAGGGGGAUGAUAGUACUUAAGUAUACUAAGAAAAUUUGAUGAAGACUUAUUGCAUUUGUUGGACUUGGAAUACCUAUUGUUGACGUUGACGUUGACGUUCAGGUUCACCAUCACCUACACCUUUACUCAGUGAUAUUGAACAAGACGAAAUCACUGAUACUGUGAAGUACUUAUACACAACUUUCUACUUCUUCCGUAUCCCUACAAGCCUAAUCCACCGACGAAUUUCCCAAUCGAGAACACAAGCCCAACGACGACAGGUUUCACUUGCGACUGUCCGACUUCAUUUGAGGGGAAGCGAUGUGAGAAGCUGACUUGUCCCGACGGGUUCAAGGAGGCUGGGGAUAUCUGUCUGCCGGAAGGCACUGACCUACCACCACCGCCAAAGGCUGACUGCUCCACAUGUGACGAGAAUCCAUGUGCGAAUGAAGGAUACUGCCAGGUAAAUGGUAAAUUGAUUAGGUGUCGUUGGAGUUGAUGACAGAGAAAGUGAGCCACAAUGUCUGACUCACACACUGCUAUGAGAUGCGUGAGGCUGUGAUCUUUAGACCGUACACUUCAAAACAACACAAUUUUUAGAGAAUUCAACCUACACGACCUUCAAGCUUUCCCGUUAUCCAUCUUCCCCUGUACUCUCUACGGACACAAAAAGAGUCGUUCCACAACUAGGUGAUCGACGAACAGUGCAACACACAGUGUACUUGUGUUGCUGGGUGGACUGGCGAUUAUUGCGAUACUGCAGAAGACGUCUUUAAGGCUACCGCUGAGGCAUCCCCAAAGUCAUCGGAUAUCCUCACUAGUAACUUGGCUAUUUCUCACCUACUAGAACUUUUAGAUAGUAAGUAACUUGGCUAUUUCUCACCUACUAGAACUUUUAGAUAGUAAGUAACUUGGCUAUUUCUCACCUACUAGAACUUUUAGACGGAAAUGAGGACGAUAGCUCUAAUGUCUGCGCCACGAGCGACUGUGGUCCUCUAGAAACGUGCACGCCGGAUGCAACGACAGACCUAGGCUACACUUGCGAGAGCCGUCGGCGCGCUCUGCGCAAGCUCAAAUUCGCCAAGGUCUUUUUUGAUAAGGUAUGGCUAUGGUCCAGGUCCCGGGACGCAUAUUAAAUUGACUUGUUAGACUUGGAGUACAGGUUGUACUUGUUUUUGUUAGUGUCGUAACUUUUUUUGCACUAUAUUGUUGUCGUACAGGAGGAGGUGGAGCAUGUUGCAGCUAGUUGAUGGUCUAUUUUCUUUGCUUUGGCCCAUACAUUGUGUAGUGAGUCUAAGAAGUAGAAGAAAAAUCUACAAUCUCUCUAAUCUCAAGUAAGCGCCGUUUGGACGAUGGGCCAGGCAAUCUUCAGUCUGUAUGGGAAACUGGGAAUGCUUUGCCGACAGUGAUGCCAUUGCUGCCGAACCAACCGGUCAUGCCCGAUGAGAAAGCUAACCGCUGCACUGUUUGUUAUGAAUGCGCAAGGAGAAUGACUAUUUGUAUUUUUUGGUGACACCACUUACUCCAGAUGAAGUAACCGUGUGGUGUCAAGAACACACGGUCAUAAUUUCUGGAAAACAGACGCUUACUUCCUAAGCGACGUUAACGUGAAGCAUAAGACUCCUCUUCUACAACUCGUGAUCUAGUGACGAAUCCGAUUGAUCUUUUUAACAUUCUAACUCCCGCAGAGAAGCAACGGGCAACGGGCGCAAGUGACCCUGUCGGUGAAAUGUCCAGUUGACGACACUGCAUGUGGGGAAAUGCUCAGCGUCCUCGAUACCAAACACCGCUACAAUGACUGGGCUGACUUUAUGAGCAGGGACAGGGAGAUACUGUUGUUGUACUCAGUCUGCGUAAGCACCUCUGUACGUAGUACUUGUUGAAUAGUGUAUUUUUAAGUUUAGUAAGAAAACAGCAUAGUUCUAGUUCUUCUUCUUGUUGAGAUUUUAGUACUUUAGCUCGGACUUCUAGUGUUUUCAGCCGUAGUUGAUAUUGAGACUACUUCAAUCAUUUACAUUUAUGUCACCUUUUGUUCAUACUCCUAGAGGCCUGGACACGUGUGAACUGCAUUGGCACGCACGUGAACACAACUAGCGAACCGACCGAAGAGCGGAUGCUGUCAAACUGCCCAGCGGAAACGCAGAUGGCGUCAGCCUGGAACUUUUUGCACGAAAAGUGCCACUUUCAAGAUAUCGGACUGGGAAAAUUUAUGAAUUGGAUUAUCGUUUUCUCGAUGUCUGGAUCCUCAAGAGGUUUUUUUCUUUCACUUUCAUACUAGUUUUUUUCUUUGAUCGAUGUCAUGAUGAGGUUCAAUCAUGUUGUGGUGCAUAAGAUUGUCUGAAUCUAUAAUUAGAAUUUAUUUGGUUCAUCUGAAGAUUUUGUGACCUUGUUCUUUCUUAGUUUGAAGCUCACGUUUCCAUUUCCUCAUUCUCUAGUCUCUUCAGCCUCACCCUCCCGUAGUAAGUUCCACGACUCCUUUCUUCAUGUCCCGGCGUGAGACUGGUCGUGACGAGAUGGAGGUGGUCAUCACAGACGCUGGUGUAGAGAGUGUGGAGGAGACUUUCCGACCUCUCGUAUGCGGUCCAGGUAUGGGCAUUUGUCGUGCUGCCAUCCUGAAAUAUGCGGACUUGUUCAAGACCUGUCGUAACAGCGCUCCAGGCGAGGUAGGAAAGCUGGCGCGAAGGUACUUUUUUUCGGUUUUUGUCGGGGAAGAAGUGUAGUGUUGAUGCUCGAAUGUAAUUGUGUUGACGGAAUGUGUGGUAGGGGUUGGUGAUAUAAUUGUUUUCGUAGGGGUAGCGCUAGCGGCGCAAGCAAAUUAAGUAAUAUUACCAAACAAAGCUACUUGUAGUUCUACGUCCGCCAGUGGAAAUGAGAAUAACUGACUCCACGAAAAAAACAGAGCCAAGGCGCUGAAGAAUUUCGGUCUCGCUUGUGCGAACCCUCGUGGCAAGGCCGUUGUGCGCAUGCAGGUGAAGGUGAAUGGGCUUCUUGACGAGCUGAGUGCUGUCGAACUCUCAGUGGCGGAGAAAUUCGUUCAGAAGAAAAUCGAAGAUGAAAUUCUCUCGAGCAGUUUGUACGAAGAUGAGUACGCUGGUAAAGUGGCCGUGCUGGCACGACCAGCGCUGGAUAGAAUUAAUGCGAUCAACAGCCGCCUGACGGUUCCGCUAGCAGAAUUUGCGCCAACACUGCUCCCGACCAGUCGAAAUGACCAGAUCGUGCAUCCUUGCACAUCACCGCUCUGUGCCGUUGCAGUGCAGCCUGGGCCGACCGACGCUGCAAGCGACCCGGCGGCUCAGCUCUUCGUCACGUUCAACAACGCGAUCAAACCGGGUCCGUGUUUUAGUGGUACGUACGACCUCUUUGGCGUCGCCCCAUGUGAAGUACGGUUGAUGCCAGCAUUCGCGAGCGCGAAAAUUAUGGAAUUUUUUUAGCCUCUUUGAACAAGACAGUUUUUAGUUAUUUUACAACUGUUGGAUCUGCUAUUUUACAACUGUUGGUGCUGCUAGUACUGCCAGAGCGAGCAGCUCCUGUGUACCAUACAUAGAACAACGCUGCGAGGAACUAUUUGACGGCUCUAAGCUCAACAGUUUCGUGCUCAGCGCGAUCGAUAAGGAGCUCAUUUUUGCUGGCGAGACUUUGCAGCUGCGACCGAAGACACAGUUGGCACCCUUCAGCAACUACACUGUGACCAUCACGCCAGGACUCGUUACAAGCGCUAGAGACGAACCCAUCGACACUGAGAUUAAUUAUGAUGGAAGGGAAUUAAGAUUUACUGUUACUCCGAGAACAAGAACAACUGACUGGAUCGUAAGAUGAACAGGGUUUUCAGUUUCAUUGUAGACGAAGUAUCAAUAUCUUGCGUUGUUAAAGGCUGACAGUGAUUAUCGCUUCCUCUGUAAUAAAUUGUAAGCACCACCACAACAACUACUUACAUGGUUCUUCACUUCUCUAAGUUCUGUAUUGGUUCCUCACCGGUGCUCCUCGUGGAAGCACGGUAAAGCUGAGUAUUGCGGUUGGUUGCGACGACGAGUACACGUGCAACUACAUGUCUGACGACAUGAAGCAGUACAGCAGCACACCAGUCACGACGCUGAUUGAGCCGCUCACAUUAAGCGCUGCAAGUUGACCUGUUGAAGAAGCACAUCUAUCUAUGGCCCCCUCAGGGGGGAAAAUGAUACUAGGUAGAUGUCGGGCUCGGGCAACCUGCAACCGCUAAUCACAAAGCAUAUCAACGAGUUCCGUGCAACAGUGACUCCAGGUGCGCUUCAAGCAGUAGAGUCACAAAUGGACGCACACAGGCGCAACGCUCUUUUGGUCGCCCAAGGGCUCCCACCGCUGCCACAAGACGACGCUGUUGUGCAGACAGCUUCGGUUAUGCUUCUGGUUUCUGAGACAACUGAUACUCAACUUGCGAGUCAGUGCUAGAAACUGGCGCUUUCAUCUUUGGUAAGAGGUGUAGUGGGGGAAAUGAUAGAGUAACUUUUCUCCGUUACCCUUACCUCUGCUGAGGGUCAAAAAGCAACGCAUGCUGCUGCUAAUUUGGAUAAUCUGUUCUUGGACAUUGAUCUCUUCUACUUGCUGGUGCACCUGCACAUGUUGUAUAAUCUCUUCUAAGAACUGCGGAGGCGAGGCUCCCUUGGUGGAGACAACAGCCAGCUCAUCCACAACGGGAGGCCUCUUCGAUGGCUCGCUUAUGUCAAUUGCCGGUUCUCCACCUAAGGCGCCAGCAGCUAAAAAGAAGGACGCGAAGAAAGCCGCUCCCGAAAGCUCGAACCCGUUUGCGGGUUGGUUCGGGUAGUGAUUUGUUACGAUUGAAGAUGCUAGAUCUCCUGAAGCGACGGUGUGCCGUCCUCUUCACCGUAUAUUAUAAUCAUUGAAUAUGGAGGAUGAAUGAAAAGUAUCUUCAAUUUCAAAAAUCAACCAGGCUUCGUCGACUCGCUACUUCUGUGUAUGAGCAGUUUGCCCCUUCAGACGACGGCAAUACACAGCAUAAGCAGGCACGUGCGUCCGACAUGGAACCUGGACUGAAUCCGAAGUAUUUCGAGCAAGAUCUGCAGAAAGCGCGCAUUGCAGACAGCGUCCGACGCCUUGAGAAGCGCAUUGGAACUAGCACAGUUAUGGGUGCAGGAAAUGAAUCUCCAAAAUCAUCUCGGGAGAAGAAGAAAAGAGAACCUAGCUGAUCUCUGCGAUGCAUUCCCUUCACCUCUAACACAGGGUCGCACCAAGAAAAGAAAUCCAGGAGAAUGACAGAGGAUAAAAUCCAUGCAAACCUCGAUAAGCAUCUAGCACAAAGCGUGGUGGCUUGGCAACGACGGUUAGAGAGUAGGAGACUGGUGGUGGCAGGUUCUAGCGGAGGGACUGAAGCACCAGGAGCAACAGCUGGUGAUCCGGUAGUGGAGAUCCGCGGUGAGAAGAAGGCAGUCUGGGUGCCGCCAAACACAUGGCUAACAUAUGCCAGAAUGGUACUACCAGGCACGUUAUGCCAUGGCAUUUAUCCAUUGGAGCAGGAUGAGGCAAUCAGGAGAAUGAUAGUGAAAUAAGUGGCACUACUUGUUGUUGUUGCAGCUGCACUUGUGCAUGUUUCAGACCGAUCUUGUUUGCAUUUCCCAGUAUACGGGCAAAGUUGUAUUGACAUUGGAAAUUCAAUACGUAGUUCUUGACAAGUUCCCGCCUCUACAUCAGGUCCCCUUCGUCUGUCUGAUGGUUAUCGUGGCAAUGCUCUACAACGGUUCAGCUGUCCAGUAUUGGGUACACGACGCGUGCAUCGCAAACGGCGGAUACAUGCAGUCAAUGGCAUCGUCAUCAGUGCCACAGGAGUUCGCAAAGCAGGAGUACGUGUCGUUUCUAACGGUGGACACCAACUCACUUUCACGAGUACUCCCACCGAAAUUGCUGUGGCCACUAGUGACGGCACUCACUGUGACGGGGAGCGGAGCUAUCGGUACUAAGUUUGUUGGUCACGACCAUUAAUUAUGUGCGCCGAUUUCUUUUUCUAUGUUGCCAGAGACGGAGACAUAUGCCUACGAAAUGAAAGCGUGGUCUGUCACACAACUAACUUCUUCUAGAUUUUCACAUUACCGAAGUCAAUCAGGUUAUUUUCUCUGCAGCGUGACCGGGGGUACGACUAGCGGCCUCAUAGGUGGUGGCAUGACAGCACUGGCUAGUUCCUGUCUGUGGGCAUCAUAUUCGCUUGCAGUAGCAACAUGGGUGGCUCCAUCACACAUACCAUUUUUCUUAUGAAGCCUUGUACAUUUAACACUUCUAGCUCGCUGAUAGUUGCAGUUUCAACUGGGGACCCUCCAGUGUAAUAUUUACCAAAUGCCGUUCGCCAUCUAACUCUCCUCUUCCACUACCGUAAGAAGUGGGGUCUGUGGGUGCCAAUGUUCGGCGGCUAUUUGCGACCCCGAACGUCAAAAACGGUAUGGACACCUGCUGGGCCUUUCAAUACGCAGAGUGCGCUUGCAGGAGCAGAAAAGGCUGCAUUAGCGCAGUUAGGCGCACCAUCAUCUCCAACAAGUGGAGGAGCUACAGGAACGGCGAUGGGGACCGGAAUGUACUAUCCGAUAUUUGUGCAUCUAGAGAAGGUGAAGAAGAAGUACGUAGAUUUAUAUUUGAAUUUCCAUGUUGGAUGGAUGAGAAUGCGAAGUAACUAGAUGGCAGACCACCAACACGGCUUUUGCUUUUGGGAAGGUAAAGUAGUUUGUCAGAUACGAGACCCUUUUGCCACUGGCAACAGUAUCCAACAAACACACCAGGGGCGCUCCAAGUUCGCCGUUGCUGGCAGGGGACUCGCACAUGGCAGAUUCUAGGGCACGCGAUAGGCAGCUAAUCGAGCACCAGAAACACGAGCAUGAGAUGGGCAGCGUUUAUGGAUGGAUGGAUGGAUAGGUGAACAAAUCAUGUUGAGUACGCCGAGUUCUUCGCUGUAACCUAACUGACGCACCAUCAUGGGUAUCACUCAGAAGCAAGUAGGAUGACGCAUACAGAACAACAUUUAUUUUAACUUAAGAAAGACAGCAGUUAGGUAGAAAUAUUUCCCUUUCUUGCACGACUCCACGUCGAGACCGUAGCCUGCCUUCAUUCCCAGCAGCACAAUCCCCGAGAGGGCCAGCAUGUAGAAUGGCAUCGACAGGCUGAGGUAACGAUGUACGAUGACGGAGAGCACACAGUAGUGCGAAUCCCGAAGGCGCCAGGAUCAGCGAAGGUGCAACCUACAAGGUUACAAGAGCCGUUCGCACCGGCGACAGCGAAUGCGGAGACUGCAUGGCUUCUUUCGGCUUUGUGCAUGCUAUUUUCGGUCGUGCUGAUUCCGUUGAACGGACUUCACCUGAACGAAGGGCAAUGCUUCACGAUACUGCUAGCGAUCGGCCUCAGCGUGCUGCUGUCAUUCUUCGCGAAAGCACGUACCUACUAGAUUUUUUUUUUUUGUGAUUUUUUUUGUGUUUGCAGAUGAUGCCUUUUUUUCGUACACCCUGCCGAGUAAAAGAUGAACAAAAAGAAGAGACGACGACAACACAAGACCUUGCACUUUGUCUAUUCGCAACUAAAUUGCUAUUGUCAACAGUUAUGGAGUCGAUGUUGAAGAGCCACUGCAAGCGGUUUUCAUCGAGCGGACAUGAGAUGCAGACAACGCAAGGUGGCAAGAAGUACCAGGUGCUCGCGACCGGCAUGCAGCACUCACCGAUGAAGGGCAACGCGAUCGCCCCGUUGUAACUGUAUGGCCUGGAUGUCUGUGGUCCUCUGGUCCUUGUUGUCAGUAGAAAGAUUGUGUUAAGAUGGUGCAUAUAUGUUCGCCACUUCAUAGUUGUAGAUGCGGUUUACAUCGUAUUUUCGGAAGCAUUUUGAAAGUAGGAGUUGUGCAUCCAAGAUCGCGUGGUUUGACCCCCUCUAAUCGGAAGAUUAUAGAUCCUCGUUGAGGAUUGUACUUUCCUGAAAUUUUCCACUGACAACUCCGACACCUUAUCACUACAUUACGUUCAACCGCUGUACGAAACCGAGCGAAGCGUUUCGUUUUGAAGAAAGAUUCACGUGAAGUGCAGGACGUGGAGCUAUCGAACAUACGCUGCGGUCAUCCGGCGCAGAAGGUGGUGGGCGCUAAUGCAAAUGCUCCCCGCAGGACAAAGAUUGGGCUUACAGCACUUUUUCCAUGAAUACGCGAACUUUUUAGGGUUUUCCCCGUCACUGACAUAGAGAUUGCAGUUAUAUAAGAGAACACAUUAGGGGAAAGAGCACAGACGGAUUCAUUUUUUAGCUGCAACGAAUGAACUGAGUUAUUUCCAGACGCCAACAUGCGGGGACAUCAUGCAUGCGCGUAUUUGUCCGUAAGAACAAGAAGAUGAAGAAGCAUAGACCGAGGCUGGGUUACGGCCGAGUGACGAAGAGGACGGAUAUCUUCAUGAGCAGGACGAAA